AAACGUCAAUAAAAGAGUUUUAUGACUUUGGUAGUCGAAACUCGAAGCUCGCAGCCAGUGUUCAGGCUGUGAUUCAAGAAUAAGGUGUUGUAGCCUGUAGGUAUCAAUAAAUCAAUAAGCGAACAUUUCGAUAGGACUCCUUUUAUUGAAAAAUAUAAUACAAUUUUAUGAACCUAUUUAUUUAUAAAACAUGAAUCGUGAAAAACGAGAUCCCGAUUACCCUGUAGAAUUAGAAACUCAAUUCAUUAUGAGAAUGCCAGAAACGCCCGGAAAGGCUUUGAGUGAAUUAAUUAAAUCAGGAGAAAAUUUUAAGAAUAGACUUACGAUUCAAAUAGAAAACGAUAUGCGACAUGGAGAAGUAAGAUUUGACCAAUGGGUGCUACAUGCUAAAAUUGUCGAUUUACCUACCAUAGUAGAGUCCUGGAAGACCAUUGACAGGAAAAGUUUAUAUAAAACUGCUGACCUCUGCCAAUUGAUGAUAUGUAAAGAAGAAGCAGAUUCUUGCACUGAAGAAGAAUCACCAACCAAAAAUAAAAAGAAAGAUCCCUUGAAAGUAGACAAGAAAUUUCUUUGGGCUCAUGGAAUUACUCCACCAACUAAAAAUGUUCGAAAAAGGCGCUUCAGGAAAACACUAAGAAAGAAAUGUACAGAAGGACCUGAGAUAGAAAAAGAGGUUAAAAGACUAUUAAGAGCUGAUAAUGAAGCUGUUAGUUUCACUUGGGAAGUAAUAAAAGAGGAAGAUGAAACUCCUAAAGUCUCUAAAAACGAGGCUACAUUGCCUAAAGUGGAGAAAGGCAAGAGCAAGAAAGAUACUACACACACCACUCCCAAAACUAAUCAGCCAUCUAAAGUUGAAGAUAUUUUUGGUGAUGCUUUAAGUGACAGUGAUGUUGAAGAAGAAAAUAUCAGUGUUGAUGUAGAAGAUAGCAGGUUGUCAUUCUAUGAAGAACCCUUGUCCGAAAACAAUUCUAUAAAUGCCGGAGACAUUUCUAAGGGAUCUAGUUUUGCUACACAAUUUAAAUCUGAAAUGUUUGAAUCUCCACCAAAGAUGUCAUCAGCUAACAGGAAUCAGUCAACUAAGUAUGAUAGCAAGCAAAGUGGAGAGCAAUCUUCAAGCAGUUAUCCCAACACUUCUUCCAGUUUCAAAAUGCAAGAGCUUUUUACUGAACUAGAAGAACUCAAACAGAGAAGGCAAAGGACACAACUAGAAAUAGCUGGUAUGGAGAAUAUGACAUUAAGGCAACGGUUCCAAGAUAUCCUGAAAACCCUUAACAAGGAGAUAAUUACUAAAGAAGUUGAAUACAACAGAUUAAAAUCUCAUUUAAAAUAAUUUCUACAUUUAAUUAUAAUUAUUUAAUUACUAUUUUAAUAGUUACCAUUACAAUGUUAUUAUAUAUUCCUUAAUAUUCCAGAUGCCAAAAUAAAAUGUAACAUUAGUAGUUGAUUAAAUGUAUUUAAAUGA
Danaus plexippus (monarch butterfly) is the source of this 1462-nucleotide messenger RNA. Its product is annotated as transcription initiation factor TFIID subunit 7-like. Gene Ontology annotation, cellular component: transcription factor TFIID complex. The transcript has a single exon. The coding region runs from base 191 to 1330 and encodes 379 amino acids. Gene Ontology annotation, molecular function: RNA polymerase II general transcription initiation factor activity. Lineage: Eukaryota; Metazoa; Arthropoda; Insecta; Lepidoptera; Nymphalidae. Gene Ontology annotation, biological process: transcription initiation at RNA polymerase II promoter; RNA polymerase II preinitiation complex assembly. The record is from RefSeq and is a predicted model, not a curated record.